Lineus longissimus is the source of this 3286-nucleotide messenger RNA. RefSeq lists its product as uncharacterized. Gene Ontology annotation, biological process: signal transduction. The record is from RefSeq and is a predicted model, not a curated record. Bases 183 to 2402 code for a protein of 739 amino acids. The transcript has 9 exons. Lineage: Eukaryota; Metazoa; Nemertea; Pilidiophora; Heteronemertea; Lineidae.
AAAUAAAUGGCUGCUGUGUGAAGACAAUCAUCAAGUAUGCAGCUAUAAACCACCGCAUUUCAGCGAUUCUGUAGCAGCUUAUCUAAAGCAACAACUCAGAUGAACAAGUAAAGGUGCAUGGAACAAUUUUUUCAGGAAGGCUUGGAUAUGUUUGAGGGCGACUUGAAGCUUCAAAAGUAAAGAUGUUCCACUGUGAAGAAGAACGAAAAGAAUCUGCUGAACCAGGAGAAAUAAUUGAUGCUCCUCGGCCAAUGGCAAGCAUGGCAGAAAGUGAUGAUGUUUACAGAUGUGCGGAACCGGUGAUGAACAUUGACGAUGGGGCAUCUCGAGGGGUGACAUUUGGGGAGGUACCCCCAACACCAACAUCAGUGUCUCCAGGGCGAAGACCUCUCUCUGGUUUGGAGGAUACGAUUACACUUGCAGAUGGGGACGCAAAGACCAGAACCACAAAGAUAAAAAAGGAGAUAAAAAUGUUGACUGAGGACGAGGUCAAAGAACAUCGCCAGAAGAUGCUCUAUAAGAUAAACUCUUAUUGCAUCCCUUGCAUCAAAAAUAAAUUCUUGAGUGUCCCAGAGAGCACGGAGUUGAACAUGGAACAAUUUGCAACAGAUAUGGAGUUUCGGGAAGCGCUUUUAUAUAUUAGAAAUUCGUAUAUCAAUGCUUUGAAGCAUCAGCCAAUUGGGCUGCGGAAUACGUUGAGGAACGACAUCGCCCUAGCUUUAGUUGAUGCGGAUAUCAUGCCGGUGUAUAAUCAAAUUCUGGAGCUUUUCUUCAAGUUAGACUUUGUUGACGGUGAGGGGAAGUUGGUUAAGAAGUAUUUCAAUCCUGUGGCCCAUGUCAUGAUCACUUUGUUCAACUUCACGGAUAAAACAGAGGAGUUUACUCGAGCGAUAUGCCGAACCCCUGGUCUUCUGGAGCUGGUCGUCUGGUUCUUGAGGGAGAAAAGAGAAGCCCACUUUUCUAAGGAAAUUGACAAGCAAGUUGAUAAAAUAGUCAAAGCCAGCCUGUCUACUCUUUACAACUGCUCUAGAGUAAGCGACAACCGUCAGCGCCUCCUGGAAGUCGGAGCCUUCGAGACGGGGUCGGCGUAUCUCGAUUCAAAGUAUCCAUCCUAUCAGAUGUCCGCCCUUUUCCUCAUUGCAUAUCUCUCGGAUGAAGAAAAAAGCCAUGUGUUUGCGGCGCGGAAACCUCUUCUGGAAAAACUUGUGAACAAUUUGACAGCAGCGUUAGAGCGGGAGGAUCGCCAGUAUAUGGGUUGGUCAGCUUUGGAGUUGAUAAAGGGUAUUGAUGUGCUUGCGAGAAAUGACACGAAUAAACGUCUUGUUGUCGAAUGUGGUGCGUUUGACUCAUUGAUGAAAGCUAUGAGGAGAGAGGACCUACCGACGGAACAGUUAGAAUCUACAAAGACUAUCUGGACGCUGUGUUUCAACAAAGACAACAAGGCCCAGAUGGCUGAUGAUGCUGACGCGAUGGAUUGGUUUGAAACUGUUGCCGCAGAUCCUGACCAUCAGUGUCGCAAGAUGGCAAAAGGGAUACUAUGGACGGUUACGCAGAUAUCGGCUUAUGAACCCGGUAACACAGUGGUUUUUGAAGAAAUGGUUGCCAAACGUCGGCCAAGCACGGCAGAUAUUAACGACGUCCAACACAUAAUGAUCAGUUACCAGUGGGACGUCCAGCCUCUCAUGAUCAGGAUUAAGGACAUGUUGAAAAGUCACGGCUACAAGAUCUGGAUGGACGUGGAGCACAUGCAAGGCUCAACGCUCUCAGCGAUGGCUGAUGCAAUCGAGCAGUCGUCAGCGGUCAUAGUUGCAAUGUCGCAGAAGUACAAAAAUAGUCAGAAUUGUCGGGUUGAGGGCGAAUACGCAUUUACGAAAGGAAAGAGGAUCAUUCCACUGAUAGUCGAGCCGAAAUAUAAACCUGACGGCUGGUUGGGGCUGAUUCUUGGAGCCAAGUUGUAUUACAAUUUCAGCAGGGGAGAGGCUUUUGAGGCUACGAUGGAGAAUUUGAUGCGAGGGCUUGGAAACCAGGGAAAAAUAGGCCAUAGUAUGCCUCAGCGACACCCGAGUAUCACCAUCACUCCAGAGUCGUCUGUCCUGGUGCCCAAUGAGCAUGCAGCGCCGCCCCAGCGCCCUCCUCCUCAGCCCAUCUUUGAGGCAGCGAGUCCUAAAUCGGAUAUUGAGGCCUGGGGAAGUGCCAACGUGGAGAAGUGGAUGGACGACAAUGGCAUCAACAGGUCCCACAUCAGUAACCUGACAGGGCGCCAUCUUUUGUUCUUCCAAGAAAUGAAACGGACGGCCCCCGACUUCUAUUACAAGUACAUACGACGGCUCUUUACGGGGAAACUACCGAUGGAGGAGCUGGAUGCUCUCAGCUCGUUCAGCGCAGCAAUAGAGAAGUUGUGAUCUCAUAGGUGUUAGUGGUGAUUUUAUCAUAGGACGAGAGAGGCAGCGUGGAAACUACCGAUGGAGGAGCUGGAUGCUCUCAACUCGUUUAGCGCAGUAAUAGAAAAGUUGUGAUCUCAUAGGUAUUAAGUGGUGAUUUGAUCAUAGGACUAAAGAGGCAGCGUUUUAUCAUAGGACUGGAGAGGCAGAGGUUCAGGUAUUGGACUCGUAUUCUGAUAUAGUGGCUUCAAUAUCUGGCACAGACACAUUACAUCAAGGCGACUUUGCGUAUCACUGGACGCGUGUGCCCAUAUAUGCGGCCAUGGCGAUUUAGCGGAUUCUGCGGAAUCAGCAUAAAAACAGCACAAGAAUAUCGCUAUUAUGAUAAGUUAUCCUUAUAAUAAAUAUUUGUAAUAUUCCAUAACUGUUAAAUUGUCUAAACCGCUAAGAUUAUCAAGCAUUUCGGAAAAAACCCAACAUGCAUGAAAAAAAUGUCUGCAUUCUAUUAUCGGACGAUUUCCACAUUGGCCGUGAUAACCCAGGCCGAGUUGGUAAUAGGCCGAGUUGGCCCGUAAUCGUGUAAGUCGUUACGCACCCGAAAAACACACGUCAUUUUCGCUCAUUCGUUAAUUUGUUAAUAUCGUGCAGAAUACAAUAGGGACGGACACUUUUUCCACGGGACAUUUUAAACUUCUACACUGGCCUGGUUGACACAUCUCUCUUUAUUUUACAACAUCGCAAAAUUGUGCACGAGCAACAUACGAUUGCCUUGAUGAUACAUCAUAAGUUAAGAUAUUCAAGUCACAUGAUGACUGAUGAUGUCCAGGACUCCCAGAUGACAAAUCAGUUUAAACAGAGAAUUUCCCACUCUCAUGAUAAUAAAUAAAAGAUUUUUCUAAAACGUC